Molecule: messenger RNA, 1362 nt
Organism: Xenopus laevis (African clawed frog)
Lineage: Eukaryota; Metazoa; Chordata; Amphibia; Anura; Pipidae
Gene: lmo1.S
Product: LIM domain only 1 S homeolog
Biological process (GO): positive regulation of transcription by RNA polymerase II
Cellular component (GO): nucleus
Molecular function (GO): DNA-binding transcription factor binding; transcription coactivator activity
Source: RefSeq, marked provisional
GUACAAAGCAGUGAAAUUGAGCAAGAGAGGCAGCGGCAGAGACAAUGCAGCGGGGUCUCCAGUUGAAAUAGUGCGGAUAAGAGGGGCUCUGGAUACUGGGGAUCUGCUGCAUUUGCUCCGGGGCUGCUGGUCGGACAGUUUGGGAAGAAACAUUCGGAAUCCUCUCCGCUUCAUUGUUGCAAAGUAGAAAAGAGAUAUGUAUCUAUGAAAGGGGUCGCGUCUGUGUCGCCGGCUCCAUAGGCAGAGAAUAAUGAAGAUAAUUCAUAUAUAAUUAUAGAUUGGAAUGGAAAGUCUUCUACUUGCAGCCCCCCUAAACAAGGAUAUCGUCCCCCAUCCCCUGACGGUUCCGCUUCCCUGACUUUUCAAGUACCGGGGGAUGUCAUUGUAGGGGCGCAACGCGAGGUUCCAAUUAGUGCUACUUUGUGUCUCCGUGCGGAUCAUUGGGGUUCUGGGAGCGGUACAAUCCCACCGGCAGCUGCUGGAGCAGAAGGAGUCUCGGGGGUCCGUCUCACCCCCGUCCCUGAGAUGAUGGUGUUAGAGAAGGAGGACGGUGUCCCGAUGCUCUCAGUGCAGCCCAAAGGCAAACAGAAAGGCUGUGCCGGGUGCAACCGGAAGAUUAAGGACCGGUACCUGCUCAAGGCUCUGGAUAAAUAUUGGCACGAGGACUGUCUUAAGUGCGCCUGCUGCGACUGUCGCCUUGGGGAGGUCGGAUCAACUCUCUAUACAAAAGCAAAUCUUAUCCUGUGCCGCAGAGAUUACCUGAGGCUGUUUGGCACCACAGGAAAUUGUGCCGCUUGCAGUAAACUGAUCCCUGCAUUUGAGAUGGUGAUGAGAGCGAGAGAUAAUGUUUAUCACCUGGACUGUUUCGCCUGCCAACUUUGUAACCAGAGAUUUUGUGUAGGGGACAAGUUUUUCCUGAAGAACAACAUGAUCCUGUGCCAGAUGGACUACGAGGAGGGCCAGCUGAAUGGAAGCUUUGACUCGCAAGUCCAAUAGCCCAGGAGGUUGGAGCUGGUGGAAGCCCAAAGGAGUGGAUUUUCUGCCGCAAAGAGCGUCUGUCGGCUUGGCCUGCAAUAUUUUUUAACUUCUCGUCCCCCCUCCCCAAAAAGACUGUGUACAAUGUAGUACCCCCCUCCCCAUACAACACAAAGCAGUUGCUUUCGAUGAUGUACAGUUGUGAGCGCUUAGCUGAGCACUGCAGUUGCCUGUAUGUCUGUGAGGGUCCACAGGGGUGGACUUCGGAAAGGUUCUGUACAGUCUGUUUUAUGUAUAUAUGUUUUAUGUAUAUAUACCGGAACAUUUAUUUUAUGAAAAUGUAAUGCAAUUUUAUUACUGGUGUGAAAUUAAAGAUUAUGAAUGUUU